Colletes gigas is the source of this 2284-nucleotide messenger RNA. Its product is annotated as protein PFF0380w-like. Bases 379 to 1356 code for a protein of 325 amino acids. The transcript is spliced from 2 exons. The record is from RefSeq and is a predicted model, not a curated record. Lineage: Eukaryota; Metazoa; Arthropoda; Insecta; Hymenoptera; Colletidae.
UACCUCUAUAUAAAUAUUGUUAUGAAGUAUUUGAUUACAUAUUAUGCAUUAAUUAUUCCCUUCCUGAAUAUAUUUUUCAAAAAUACAUUUUUAUUUUUUUUGUGUGACUUAAGUAAAACAGUUCUGAAUGGAUAAAAAUAACCUGUCACUCAUUACCGGUAAUUAGUAGUAACUAUUCUCAAAAUGCAGUAUAUACUAUGUAUAGUAACACAUUAUUGGAGGUGGGCUGAAACCUAAUUUUUAAUUUCACAUAACCUAAAUGUGAAAUUAUUACAAAGGAGAAAUAUCGAACAAAGAAUUAUUCAAGAAACCCUUUAUUCUAAAAAAUUGAAUACUAUAAUGCUACAGAAAAAUAAUUUAAUAUAAAAUGCAACUAUAAUGCAGACAACUUCAAAUGUAAAUAUUAACAAGAUUGUACCACUUAAAACGGUUAAUAUGGAGAGUCCAUCAAUUAAUGAAAAUGAAAAUUCUUCUGUUAUACAAAACUCACCUAGUUCAGACUCAGCGAGUACUGAACAAAGUAAUUUGACAGAAGCCUCUACUCCGCAAAAUAGUUCUCCAAAAUUAGGUAAUCGUAAGAAAUUGUAUACUGAUACAAAUUCACCAAUUGAUAUUGCUUAUCCGAUAUACAAUAAUAUGAAUAGAACAUUUGAAACUAAACAAGAGUUACAUCCUGCAUUACAUAACAGAUUAAGCAUUAUAAGAAGGUAUAGAAUUUACAGAAGAAAUAAGAAAAAACGCUUGUAUAUCUUUAACAACAUGUUCUCCUUUCUCAACAAUGUCAACAAUGAUAAGCAAUUUGUUGCAAAAAAGAAAAGACCCAUAAAGAAUCGAAAUUAUUCAAACGAAAUUAUACCAGCAUUAAAUGUUUCACAGAAAUGUGGUGCCUCGCUGAUCACAAAUUUUAAAAUUGUAAAUAAUCUUGUAACUAAUCACAAUUUAACAGAAAGAAAUUAUCAGUGUACGGAUAAAUAUUUGUCAACCAAUCAAUAUCUAAGUACGGAAAAUAAUAAAGUAAGUAAAUUCAACAAUUCAGAAUUGAAUUUGAAAAUAUUUAAUACAAAACAAUGUCAACAAUCUCAUGAUGCAACAAAAAAAAUAACAGUUCGUUUAAAACGACUAUCUCAAGACGACAUACAGAAAUACAAAAAGUCAAACGAGGCAGUGACAAGUUCAAACAAUUUAAAUUUGGUAGUCCGUUUAGAACGACUAUCCAAUUGCGAUGUACAGAAGCACAAAAAGUCAAAUAAGAAAGUGCCAAAUUUAAGAAAUUUAAAUGUUGUAGUUCGUUUAAAGCGACUAUCCAAAUCUGAUGUACAGAAGUACAUGAAGUCUAAUAAGAAAACAACAAGUUGAAGGAAUUUUAGAAUUGUUACGUUAAUUUCAAUAAAAAAAGAGUUGUAACAAAACCAAUCUCAUGAAUUUUAGUCACCACAAUCUCUGAUGUAUUUUGGUGAUAAAACUACAUCUUCUUCAAUUCAGACUUCGCUUUGACCGGCUAUCAAACAAAGAUUAGCUGAUAGAUCAUUUUCCAAAUUAUCUUAUUUUCAUAAAACAGUAAAAUGAUUUAAACGCUAUUUGUAUACGAAAUUGUGAUUUUCUUACAUACUAUCUGCAAAGAAUAAUACAUUAUUAGUUUUGUACAAAUAGAGCAAAAGUUGAAAUAUAUAUUUUAUGGAAACCAUACCUUUUACUUAGUGUGACCAUAACUUCUAAUAAUAUUAGUGAUAUAAUGUAUUUAAUAUUUGAAUAACAGUUUAAGAGUUGUACAAAUGCUAUAUCGAAAAGCUGUUUUUUAAUGUUAUAUUUUUAAUGUAUUAAAAUACUUGGUUUUAAUUGAUUACAAAUGAGUACAUAUUUAUGGCGUGGGUGUACACCCCCGUCCAUAGAUAUGUGGAUGUUUCCCACCUAUAAUUCAUAAAUAAUAUACAAUGUGAAUUAUUACGAUAAAACGAUGUAUGUUAACAAAUUCUAUUUUAAUUAUAUAAUUAGUAACAUAUAAUAGUAUUAAAUUAAGUGAUUCGAUUAUUUAAGAAUGUAUUGCGGUCUAGAAUUUCGAAAAAAUCGAGCUUUUUUUAUUUCAUUUUUUUAAAGUGUACUAUUUAGCAAAUAUACACACAUAUGUACAAAACCAUUUGCUUCAGUUUGUGCAAAUGUCGUAUGUGUAAUGAUGCAACACUGUAGCGGCAGGUAUCCUUUUUCCUCUACAUCGUUUUCGACUUCUAUUAUUUGCUUGAGAAACCCCGCCUAAAAAGAUUUGAAUUCUCGAGCCGAGAUUCUCGAC